UGUCAGCGCUUGUAGCCAUCAAGUCCGCGCUGGGUUUGACGUACACCAAGUGGUCAACCACUACUACCCCCAGCUGCUAUGACCCUUCUACUACGACGAGUGCUGAUUGGGACAGAAUCUCCUGCUCCACUAGCGGGGACGUGAUUGCAAUGGAUUUGAGUGGUCAAUCUAUAGUCCGCAAGGACCUCCCCAGCCAACUGACCGUACUUUCGGCGCUCACGUCAUUAGCGAUGGAUAGAAACCUGCUGGACGGCAGCAUGGGGAGUUACCUCAAGUAUCUCACUGGCCUCUCCGCCCUCCAAAAAUUGUCCAUGGCCUAUAUGUAUUUCUCUGGACAGUUCCCAAGCUUCAUCCUAGACUCGACGAGCCUUACUUCUCUGGACAUCUCAACCAACUACCUCACCGGCUCCCUCCCAUCCACCAUCACCAAGAUCAAGUCGCUCAAGUUUGACAGCAACUACUUUGUGGGCUCUCUGCCGUCCGCCCCCUGGACCACAUGCGGCUGCACCAGCAACUGCCUUAGCUCCGCCGGCACGUGCGGCGGAUCAAAUACGGGUCAGCGUUCGAGAGCCACCUGUGCCAUCUGCGGCAGCACUGAUGGCACCGGCACACUGUGUACCCCGGGGCAGUCGUGCGAUCCGGAUGACGAAGCGAGAAUUUCUGCCAAGACUAUAAACCUUGUGCAAGCUGAUUUGCCACUGAGGUGUCCAUUCUAUACCGUCAUUCUCGUUGCAGCUCAGGCCGAUGCAAUGAUGGCGUUGAAGGCUGCUCUGGGUGUGACCCUCACCACGUGGGCCUCCACCACCCCCUGCCGCGUCACCGGGCUAUUAACACCCCUUACGAACGAGUGGACUGGCGUCUUGUGCAAUCCCGCCGGCUCCGUGGAGUCUAUCUCGGUGCCGCGCCAGAGUCUCAAGGGGUCUCUUCCUUCGGACAUCUCGAAACUCACCGCGCUCACUUACCUGGAUUUCGGUUACAACCUUCUUCAAGGCAGUCUUGCAGCGUUUGUCACACAAUUUAAGGACAUGACUACGCUAAAGGCGCUCUUUUUUAACUACAACUGGUUUUCUGGAUCCAUUCCCUCAUUCAUCGCCUCCCUGCCACAGCUCACCACACU
Messenger RNA from Closterium sp. Naga37s-1, 1117 nucleotides. Lineage: Eukaryota; Viridiplantae; Streptophyta; Zygnematophyceae; Desmidiales; Closteriaceae. The record is from the annotation of a GenBank genome assembly.